Messenger RNA from Coccomyxa subellipsoidea C-169, 883 nucleotides. RefSeq lists its product as hypothetical. The transcript is spliced from 5 exons. NCBI's taxonomy places the organism in Eukaryota, Viridiplantae, Chlorophyta, Trebouxiophyceae, Coccomyxaceae. Bases 1 to 780 code for a protein of 259 amino acids. The record is from RefSeq and is a predicted model, not a curated record.
AUGGAUCUGGAUGAUGAUGUGCCGAGUCCGAGGACACUGCGAGCAGCUGCUGAUCGGCUGGCUCAGUACACAUCAGAGGCCCAGGAGCCCGCAUCUGGGCCAGUCAGUAACGUUUUCUCAGACCUGUACUCUGAGGCAAGUCCAGCUGAUGAGGCGACAACUCUAGAGCCAGAGUGCGUUGUGCAUUACUUUUCAUGCAGACCAGCAGCCGGCAUUGAGCCUCCCACUCCCAGCAAGGAUGAUGUGCAGCUGUAUGCAGCAGCAGCAGAGUCAGCAGAGGCCUCACCCCAGCAGGAAGCUCUGAAUGCGCAGCCACGUCUUGUCAAUGAGGUCUCAUGCUCCCCAUACAAGCUGCUGACUUCUCAGGCAUCAGGCAUCGACAGGAAUUCGGCCCUCUUGGGCCUCAUCGAUGAUGUGGACACUGCGGUUGUCUCUCUCACCUGCAACAGCGCUGAGUCUACACCUUUCACUCUCGAGCAUGUAGCCUCAGUGCCGGCCUUUGCUUAUGUGGCAACAGGGAAAACGCAGCGAAAAUUUGUCCUGCUUGGAAAUCCUGGGCAGAAGGUGGCCGCUGUCAUUGUGGAGGCGAACAAGUUUGCCUUCAUAUACUAUGCUGUCCCGAGUGACAUCCCAAACGGCACCCAUCAGGUGUUGGACCUGGGCUUGGCUAAACACGAAAAUGUGAUUGGAGCCGCUCUGCAGGCUGGCUUGCAUGACAACAGCGCGACAAGGCUAGUGAUAAUGACAGAGAGUUCCUUGAAGGUGUUCGAUGUGCUUUGAUUGACCUCGCCAGAAUGUCUGAUUGUCUGCUGGAGUCAGGAGACCAGGACUGCACAUGUGUACAAGGAUUGGGUGAUGCAGUGUAAACAUAUAAGUUGGCAUU